GUAUGCUGCUGCUGCAGAAGAGGAACAGGGAGGCACUGCAGCACCUGCAGACCGGACUGGCCCUGCGGCCCUCACAGCCAGCACUUAGGUUCUUCACAGGUCUGGCUCUACUGCUACAGGAGGAAGCCUCAGAGGCUGUGGAGAAGGAGGCAGCCCUGUUUUUACAACAAGGCCUGGAGCAUGUUAUAGCACAGUCCUGCAACACGGAGAACAACUACAGUGGUUUGGAGCCGAGCGUGACAGACCCUCUGUCCAGUGUGAGAACACAGUUCCUGCGUGGCUGCCUCACCCUAGGUGCCCUCCAACAGAAGAACACUCUCUCUCAGAAGCCAAUGAGCUCAGAGCAGGUCUAUCACACUGUUGCGGUGCUGGCAGCCCGCGGUGUGUGUCGGUGCGUGUGUCGGGACGAGGUGGCCCAGCAGCUGGAGUGGGUGUUGCUAGAUGCCCACUUUGCCCUCCUCCAGAGCCUCAUUCAGCAAAAGAAGGCUGCUGGGUUGACUCAGGGUCAGGGCAAACAGGGAGAGACAGAGAGACAGGCCUGGGUGGCCAAGAGGUGUCAGGCUCUCACAGGUCUGAUCCGCCUCACCUCCAUCCCCGCCUGCAGGGAGCUGAUGGACAUGCAAGAGAAGGUCUGCCAGGUCGCCGUGGUAACGACUCCUCGUGACAGCCACGCGCUGUGUCUCCUGGGGCUGGCCCAGCUGGCUCAGUGUGACAACGACCACGGCUCCCAGAGGUUAGAAGGAGCCAUUGCCAACGCCUGCCUCAGCUUCCAGGCAAGCAUCGAACUGGAGGACAAGCCUCAGAGCGGAGAGCCACCCACACAGCUCACUAAGCAGCAGUGGUGGCAGGACAGGCUGGCAGCAGACAAGGAGAAGGCAGUCAAGGGGACAGCCAGCCAGGGAGCGGGCGGGGGUGGUUCUGGGCCUCCUGACACUGCAGUGGCUGCCGGGAGAGGAUGUGGGCGUGGCAUGGGAGGUCCUGCUAGAGGGGGUACUGCGGCUGCAGCCAAGACCCCCACGAGAGGAGGCAAGACUGCCCCUCCAGCCAAAAACACCCCCUCUACUGCCCCUCCAGCCAAAAACACCCCCUCUACUGCCCCUCCAGCCAAAAACACCCCCUCUACUGCCCCUCCAAAAAACACCCCUUCUACUGCCCCUCCAGCCAAAAACACCCCUUCUACUGCCCCUCCAGCCAAAAACACCCCUUCUACUGCCCCUCCAGCCAAAAAACUUCUACUGCCCCUUCUACUGCCCCUCCAGCCAAAAACACCCUCUACUGCCCCUCCAGCCAAAAACACCCCUUCUACUGCCCCUCCAGCCAAAAACACCCCUUCUACUGCCCCUCCAGCCAAAAACACCCCUUCUACUGCCCCUCCAGCCAAAAACACCCCUUCUACUGCCCCUCCAGCCAAAAACACCCCUUCUACUCCAAAAACACCCUUCUACUGCCCCUCCAGCCAAAAACACCCCUCUACUGCCCUUCCAGCCAAAAACACCCCUCUACUGCCCCUCCAGCCAAAAACACCACCUCUACUGCCCCUCCAGCCAAAAACACCCCCUCUACUGCCCCUCCAGCCAAAAACACCCCCUCUACUGCCCUUCCAGCCACCGUGUCUCCAUCCAGCAGGGGGCAAGUUGGAGCAGCCAAAACUCCUGGUCCUGCCAAGCCAAGCAACUCCAAGACCCAGCUCAUCUCCCCCAGCAAGUCUAAACCAGACUGCUCCUCAAGCCCAGCCAAACCUGGGCCCACAGAAGGUCCACGAUGCGUACAUUGAGCUGGCAGAGAUGCUGGGGCAGUCCGACCCGCUGGCUGCUGUAGAGGUGUACUGUCGGUUCCCCUGA
Oncorhynchus gorbuscha (pink salmon) is the source of this 1841-nucleotide messenger RNA. RefSeq names its product nascent polypeptide-associated complex subunit alpha, muscle-specific form-like. The record is from RefSeq and is a predicted model, not a curated record. Gene Ontology annotation, molecular function: protein binding. The transcript is spliced from 9 exons. NCBI's taxonomy places the organism in Eukaryota, Metazoa, Chordata, Actinopteri, Salmoniformes, Salmonidae. The coding region runs from base 3 to 1841 and encodes 612 amino acids.